CACGACGUUGUAAAGACCAAUUAAACGCAAGAGUCAUUACUUCGAAUGGUUACUCUAACCUUCUACUAUGGCCAAGGAAUCCAAAGAUCACUCACCACCCUGUGAGUCUGUGAACUAACUGUUACCAUAGAAUGGAGCUUGGCACGGGCCUGCACGGAAGGCUUAGUGGGCCGCAUCCGAGAUAAGACGGAACCCCCGGACGGGUCCCGAAGUCACGGGUCCUUCCAGGACCACCUCCGCAUCCACGGAACUCCAUGCCUUUUACGACUGCCCCUUUACGCUCUUAUGAGGGAACCGAUCGCCAGUGCCUUGUCACGACCUGGCUAUCUUCAACGAAGCGUCGUCUAGAUGAUAACCAUGAAUUCGCGAUAUCGCCUCAUACCGUUGGAUUCAGGAGAUCAUUCAUUCAUUCUGCAAAAUAUCCAUUAAGAAAAUGUCGAGGCCCUACCAUAGCGGACCAAACAGUUUCUGGCUCCCGGACUAUACAAAACUCGGCUUGGUGGUCAGCAGCAGACAUAUCAGGGAUAUGGCAAAAAAGCGUCGCAAUGCCGUGGUUUGGAAUGGAUAUUGGAGGUACUUUAUGCAAAUUGGUAUACUUCGAGCCUAAGGAUAUAACAAGAGAUGAAGCAGAUGCGGAAGUCGAAAUUUUGAAGAAUAUUCGACGCUACCUUACCAAGAAUUCCGCGUACGGUAAAACUGGGCAUCGAGAUACGCAUUUACAGAUGGAUAAUCUUCGGAUUAGGGGCAGAAGAGGUACUUUACACUUUAUAAGGUUUCCAACCUGUGAGAUGGGCAAUUUUUUGGCUCUCGCAAAAUCAAAAGGCAUGGCAAAUCUAGUAACUACUGUUUGCGCAACUGGAGGUGGAGCCUUCAAGUUCGAAGAAAACUUUAAAAAGGAAGUAAAUAUGAGCCUAGCAAAAUUCGAUGAACUUGACAGCUUAAUACGAGGCAUGCUCUACAUAGAAACAACGAAUCCACAUGAAUGCUACUAUUGGGCUGAACCUACAGACGAUAUCAAGUGUCAUAAAAUACCUUUUGACUUUUCGAAACCUUAUCCUUUUUUGCUUGUCAAUAUAGGAUCUGGUGUAAGCAUAUUAGCGGUAUAUGGUCCAGAAAACUACAGGAGGAUAUCAGGAACAAGCUUAGGUGGUGGAACAUUUUUAGGACUAUGUUGUCUACUAACCGGAUGUAACACUUUUGAGGAAGCAAUAGAAUUGGCAACGAGUGGUGAUAACACCAGAGUAGAUAAGUUAGUAAGGGAUAUCUACGGAGGUGAUUAUGGCCCAUUUUGCCUUCCAGGAGACCUCGUCGCGAGCAGCUUUGGCCAAAUGAAUUCAAAAGAUCGACGCAACACGGUCAGUAAAGAAGAUCUUGCACGUGCCACACUCGUAACUAUUACUAACAACAUUGGCUCUAUUGCAAGAAUGUGCGCAGUGAAUGAAAAUAUUGAAAGGGUCGUAUUCGUUGGAAAUUUCCUUAGGGUUAAUCCCAUAUCGAUGAAACUGCUAGCGUAUGCUAUGGACUACUGGUCUAAGGGAAUGCUCAAAGCUCUGUUUUUAGAACAUGAGGGCUACUUUGGAGCAGUGGGAUGUCUACUGCAGUUCAACGGUUAUACUGGUUAAAGGUGCUAGGAAGUCAACUGCAACGUAAGCAUCAUUCCAGUCAAAGUACUGAGUUGGAGAAACUUAUAAGAUAAUUAAAUUAAUAUAUUUAUUUUAAAUAUCAUUUCUAAUCUUUCGGGAAUCCGUGCGUCGACUUCGUGUUACGAUUUACAUCUACUAAUAUAGCAUAGAACAAACUUUAAUGGAAUAAAUUGACUUCUUCAAUUGCCUUUCGGAUGAUAAGCCAGAACACCACUCAAAAAAUAUAUUUUUGACAAUUAGCCUAAAGAUUAUUUUCUGUCUUUGGAAUUUUUUAGCGAAAGGCGCUUGGAUAUGGUACAAUAACUUAUUUCCGAUGGAUUGUCGGGACUAUAUCUACCGAAAUUGAAUGACAAAUAGGCAAUUUGAAAUAUAGUUAAAUAAACUUUAGAAUAGUUUGAUCUAUUUUUCCUACUAUCGAAGCUUUAUCUAAAAAUUUUGAUUUGGUAAAAACGAGGUUUCGGUUAAUCCAAAAAGUGUGUUUCUAAUAUCGACUGUACCAUGCAAUGAGGAAUCAAGUUCUGGUAAACCUAUAUGAAGACCAAGUUACGGUUAUUUCGUACGAAAAAUCAACUUAGACUUCCUAUAUACAUGAAAUGAAGUCUCUUUGUUGGCAGUUCGAAUCUUUCAAAUAAAAUAAAUAAACUCUAGACAGAAGCAUCUCCUUA
This is a messenger RNA of Belonocnema kinseyi, 2308 nucleotides long. It is a transcript of the gene fbl, whose product is annotated as pantothenate kinase 3. Bases 255 to 1622 code for a protein of 455 amino acids. Gene Ontology annotation, cellular component: cytosol; nucleus. NCBI's taxonomy places the organism in Eukaryota, Metazoa, Arthropoda, Insecta, Hymenoptera, Cynipidae. The transcript has 11 exons. The record is from RefSeq and is a predicted model, not a curated record. Gene Ontology annotation, biological process: coenzyme A biosynthetic process. Gene Ontology annotation, molecular function: pantothenate kinase activity; ATP binding.